AUGGAAGCCAAGGAGCUGUCACUGGCGGUCCUGACAGCCCCGGAGUGUUGGAGACACUGCAGUGCCUGCUGCCUGGGCCAGUGGCCUGAUGCUGGGGGCUGUGACCCCAGGCUCACCGCAGGCCGGGAACAGCUGCUCUUGUCUGGCAAGUUAAGUGACUAUGGCGUGUUUGUGCCGUUCAGCGCGGAUCCUCACGGCCGUUUCCUCUCGCACGUGGUGUCCGGACCUGCCGCCUCCAGGAGCGGGGCGUUUGGCAGGCCGCCCCCGUCACCGGCAACCCCUUCCAGCCGGCACCGCGUGGCCCGAAGCCCUGCCGUGGCGGCGGGAGAGCCGGCUGGCCCCCGCCCAGCGGGGAAGUAUUCCAUUUAUUUCAACGUCACCAUCUUCGGGAAGGAGUUCCACUUGGGCCUGAAGCCCAAGCAGCGGCUGGUGGCCCCCGGGGCCUUCGCCCAGUGGCAGGAGGACUUCUGGGAGCUUUCCCGGCAGCCCCUCCAGCAGGACUGCGUCUUCACUGGCAGCAUCACCGGCAUGCCCGGCACGGCCGUGGCCAUCAGCAACUGUGACGGAUUGGCCGGCCUGAUCCGCACAGACAGCAGCGAAUACUUCAUCGAGCCCCUGGAGAGAGGUCAGCAGGCAAAGGAGGAGACUGGGCGGGCGCAUAUCGUCUACAGCCGGGCAGCUAUCAGACUGGAGAAGGCAGAGCCCCAGGGAGACCUCCACAAUGAAGUCAUUGGCCAAGUGCUGGCCCCAGUGGAACUUGGCCAGGAAGUGUCUUUGGGCCAGAAGAAGGUGUGA
This is a messenger RNA of Antechinus flavipes (yellow-footed antechinus), 795 nucleotides long. Its product is annotated as A disintegrin and metalloproteinase with thrombospondin motifs 14-like. NCBI's taxonomy places the organism in Eukaryota, Metazoa, Chordata, Mammalia, Dasyuromorphia, Dasyuridae. The transcript is spliced from 4 exons. Bases 1 to 795 code for a protein of 264 amino acids. The record is from RefSeq and is a predicted model, not a curated record.